Messenger RNA from Scutellospora calospora, 126 nucleotides. The record is from the annotation of a GenBank genome assembly. NCBI's taxonomy places the organism in Eukaryota, Fungi, Glomeromycota, Glomeromycetes, Diversisporales, Gigasporaceae.
AAAACAAUAUAAGUGAUCAAACAUCCAAUUCAAAAAUAACAGGAAUUAAUAUUAUCGUACACAAUACUCAAGGUAUAAAUGUUAUAACAAAACUACAACUUUGGCUAGACUCAUGUGCAGAAACAG